ACUCGGCAGGAUAGAAUCUGGAAUCAGCGUCUCUUCCUUUUUAGCAGCUGCAUAACGUCAAUACACAAUAGACAAAAAAAUUAUCGCGAAACAUUUUUCGUGUGUCAUCGUGCUGAACUGUGUUAUAUUUUGAAGCAUAAUCGUUAUUGAUCUCGACCUUUAUGGAUUAUUUUUAUUAUUAGUGUGACAAAUUGUUUGAAUAUCUAUGGAGGAUAGUGAAGCAUCUCAGAAAAGUGGCAUGCCAAAACUUUUCGAAAUUUAUCGUCGACAACGUCAAGACUCCGAGACAAGCAUGACGGACUGCCCUGAAAUUGAUUUCACGUAUGCAGACUCGGACUCCUAUGAGAAUGAGAUGGCUGAGCUUUAUUCAUACUCAGAAGGGCCUGAGUUCCAGCUCAACAUCAAGGCUUUUGAGAUGGUGUGCAGUGAUGCAGGAGUGUUGGCUCUCUGGCAGAGCAUGACGGAGGAGAAAAGAUUCAGUCUCCUCACUCGCAUCACUGACCAGAUGGAGCUUUGUGAUAGCUCAGCCAGAGCCACAGCUUCACGAGCUAUGUUAUAUAUUGCACAGGGAUGCUGGGGUGAGGUGCAGAGUGACCAGGAGCAAGUUGGUUGGGUGCGCAGAAAUUGCUUCAUCUUAUUGCGCUGCAAUGCCUGGUCGUCAUGUGUGCAGCUUCUUAAUAUUGAAAUUGAGAGCUGGGUGUCUCCAGAUGGCAGCAGUACUUCAGUAAGCAAUAAGCAACAACAAGGCUGCGGUCACCUCACACUGUCCUCCUCAUCUCAACUUCGUGUACUGCUGUCCAUCCUCUACACGAUGGUCGAGACACUGCGCUGGCCUUCACUGGCGGACACUGACCAUGAAAAACAACUUCGUGAAGCUUUUUGUGCUGAUCUGGCACUGCCCCAAGAAGAAACUGACGAGCUGCUGGCGGUGACGCUGCUGGGGAUGGUGACGCGCUUCUGUAACUCCUCGCCUCCGCAUUUCCCCAUCAGGAAGCUCCUGCUGCUGCUCUGGAAGAUCCUUUUGGUCACCCUGGGCGGCACUGAGGCAUUAUGGGCCUAUAAAUGCGAGUAUCGCGUGAAGGCAGGACUGCCCUGCCUUGGUCCUGAGGAAGACACGGUGAGCGUUUGUCGCACUCUUCGUCCGGCCUCUCCUCCCGCCCCGGCCACGGACAUGUUGGAUCAGCAGCAACAGCAACACAACAUGGUCAGACGCAGGCCGUUCCGUCGGAGACAGCUCAAACGUACUCUCAUGGUGAAGCACGCUAUGAUGCAGCUCUACGUUCUCAAGCUGCUCAAGAUGCAGACUAAAUAUCUUGGCAGACAAUGGCGCAAGAGUAACAUGAAGACCUUGUCUGCAAUCUAUCAGAUGGUUCGCCAUCGUCUCAACGAUGACUGGGCUUACGGCAACGAUCCCGACGCUCGGCCCUGGGACUUCCAGACCGAAGAGUGCUCACUUAGAGCGGCGGUUGACCGCUUCAAUACGCGCCGCUAUCACCACGCCCACACUGGCGAGAGUGAGUUCGAGCCCGUGGACAACUGCAUAACUUCAGUGCUUGGGCGCAAAGUUGAGCUCACGGAAGAGUUUACUCGCUCCUAUGAAGUUUGGCUGCAACGCGAAGUUCUCAACACUACCAUACACUGGGACCUGCUACUAUCAACUAACACCAACGCUCAUAAUUCCUUAUCGUCUUCCGAUACAAAAUCUCGUUGUGCAUCGUGCAAAACCGAGCACAGUAAUGAUGAUGCUAAAAAAAAUACCGCUGCUGGUAUGGAGAGAUGUGAAUGCAAGAAAAAGUUGGUUUCUGAAGGAGCUAGUGGCGAUUAUACGCCGUUAAUACAGCAGCUUAGUGGUCAGUACUACAGACAUAAUGAAGAUGCGAGAAGUGGUCAGGCUGAAACACCUGAGGAAGAUGAAUAUGAUAAGAAAGAUAAGAUGCAGACCAUGAUUAAGAAAACUAACGUUAACGGAACUACUGCCUCAGCUGCUGUUGUCGAUAUAUCCAUUGAGGAUGAAAUCCCUGAAGCUGAGUCCAAGAUGUCAAUUGACGAGAAACAUGAGUAAUUAUUUUCAAGUAGCGCAAACGAAGUAGGUUACCUCUUGUCAUGUACGUCGUUUAUUUAUACAUAAUAUUGGGCAACCUCACAGUGAAACUACGUUCAUCAUGAAAUUGAAUUGACAAGUCGCUGGUAUUCCGUCACUGAAAUCUUUUU
Molecule: messenger RNA, 2211 nt
Organism: Hyalella azteca
Lineage: Eukaryota; Metazoa; Arthropoda; Malacostraca; Amphipoda; Hyalellidae
Product: striatin-interacting protein 1
Exons: 12
Coding region: 206-2062 (618 amino acids)
Biological process (GO): cytoskeleton organization
Cellular component (GO): cytosol
Source: RefSeq, a predicted model, not a curated record